Messenger RNA from Capronia epimyces CBS 606.96, 1062 nucleotides. RefSeq lists its product as uncharacterized. Gene Ontology annotation, cellular component: mitochondrial inner membrane. The transcript is spliced from 2 exons. Bases 1 to 1062 code for a protein of 353 amino acids. Gene Ontology annotation, molecular function: S-adenosyl-L-methionine transmembrane transporter activity. The record is from RefSeq and is a predicted model, not a curated record. NCBI's taxonomy places the organism in Eukaryota, Fungi, Ascomycota, Eurotiomycetes, Chaetothyriales, Herpotrichiellaceae.
AUGUCGUCAAAUACUAAUCUCGACAUCUGGUUUGCUGGUGCAUUUGCUGCCUUCUCGGUCGAUCUACUCGUCUACCCUCUAGACACGCUCAAGACUCGUCUUCAGUCACAGGACUAUGAGAAGUUGUACCGAAACUCCAAUGGCACAAUAAACCGCUCUUUGUUCCGUGGGUUGUAUCAAGGCGUCGGGUCCAUCAUCCUCAUCACCAUCCCAUCCUCAGGCGCCUUCUUUACCACCUACGAAGCCUUGAAGUACGGUCUCAAGGACUGGAUACCUCCGAAUUCCUCCCUCUAUCUUCCUCAACCUGCCAUUCAUGCUGUUGCAAGUGGCACCGCCGAGCUGGUUAGCUGCGCCAUCCUGACCCCGGCAGAAGUCUUGAAGCAAAAUGCGCAAAUGCUAAGUGCUGGAAAACGCGGGUCUACAUCCCUCCAUGUCUUUAGACAUUUCAAGAAGCAGCCCUCUCGGCUCUGGAGGGGCUACACGGCAUUGGCAGCAAGAAAUCUGCCUUUCACAGCGCUACAAUUCCCUGUCUUCGAGUCACUAAAGGGCUAUUUCAUAAGACGACGGCAAGAGAAGAAGGGUGGUCAAUCGGUCGACGGAAUAUUCGAACGGGCACGUAUCACUGCCCUAAGCGCCGGUAUUGCCGGCAGUGGUGCUGCAUGGAUCACAACUCCCAUCGAUGUCGUCAAGACAAGAAUCAUGUUGGCUGCUGCAUCCCUUGACGACGGGCCAAAACAAGACUCCAAGCCCAGAUCGUCCAGUUGGCUUCUACACGGUGUCCAAGGAACACGCAAGAGUGGACUCACUGUCGCUCGGGAGAUUCUCAAGGCAGAAGGGGUGCGAGGCCUAUUCCGAGGUGCUUUGCUUCGUGCAUGUUGGACGUCUCUCGGCAGCGGUCUCUAUCUGGGGUGCUAUGAAGGCGGAAGAUUUUAUCUCGAGAGCGCGAGAGAAGAGGCCAGUGAGGACAACUCCUUACAACGUGAUUGGUCGAAGAUCAAGGUCGGCGUAGGGAACAGCAGAUCCCAAGAUGUCGUGAAAAAGAGUGCGUGGCAAGACGACUGA